AUGAGAACUCUCCUACUCCUGCUGGCUCUUAUAAUUGGUUCAGUGGUGACACAGAGAGAAUACCGUGGUGGUCGUGGCGACAAUGGGAACAGCAAUAAUAACAAUCGUGGCUGUGAGUCCGGAUGGCAACGAUUCAACCGUCCGACCGGUGGAUACUGUAUCAAAGUGUACCGUGGAGAGCACACUCAACCCCAAGCGGAGGCCAGAUGUCAGUCGGUUGGGGCGAAACUCACGGGAGUUGUGAGUCAGGAGGAGAUUAGUUGGAUUACUAAAUCCGCCCUCUCCCUCAUUCCCCAAUCAUCCGGCUCCAUCUGGCUCGGAGCCAAGCGUACAAACACGUGUAACUCGUCCCCUCUCUCCUCGAAAUGCACUUCAAUGAACUCAUUCUACUGGACCGAUCGAAUCACCAUCGGGACAUCAGGACUCAUCUGGAACACCAAUCAACCCGACAACUCACAUGCACAGUCUCAACAGUGUGUCGUCUUGUUGGCCGCCCGUUCUACAGUAAUCCAGGAUAAAUGGACGUGGUAUUCCAACAGAUUGGAUGACGUGGCAUGUGGAUUGCCUUCUGGAGAUAACAAUGGUCCAAGGGCUAUUAGAGCAUAUGCCUGUGGAAAGGGCGCCUAA
This is a messenger RNA of Caenorhabditis remanei, 627 nucleotides long. RefSeq lists its product as uncharacterized. The coding region runs from base 1 to 627 and encodes 208 amino acids. The record is from RefSeq and is a predicted model, not a curated record. The transcript has 4 exons. Lineage: Eukaryota; Metazoa; Nematoda; Chromadorea; Rhabditida; Rhabditidae.